Lytechinus variegatus (green sea urchin) is the source of this 2627-nucleotide messenger RNA. RefSeq names its product degenerin deg-1-like. The record is from RefSeq and is a predicted model, not a curated record. Gene Ontology annotation, cellular component: membrane. Gene Ontology annotation, molecular function: ligand-gated sodium channel activity. Gene Ontology annotation, biological process: sodium ion transmembrane transport. Lineage: Eukaryota; Metazoa; Echinodermata; Echinoidea; Temnopleuroida; Toxopneustidae. The coding region runs from base 353 to 2380 and encodes 675 amino acids. The transcript is spliced from 10 exons.
UACUGUACAACUUCAAGAUCGUUUGUAGUGUGCUACAUGGCAGUGUGAAGAGGAAAGCGACCGAUCGUAAUAUUGAUAUAGUACACACUGAUAGUAAAAGGAAAAGUGGACAAGCGUAUAGUGGUUACAUCUCACAUGCUUCAUUGCAAUCGAAGUUUGACAUAGACCGUGUGGUGAUGUCGAAUCCCCUCUAAAUGUUUGAGCUGAACAACCUCAAGCUCCGACAUUUGAUCAGCCUUGUUAUCAUAAUCAAUAUUCGAGUGGUCAGGAUAUUGCAUGUAUCUUUUACUCUAAGAAAGAUAUUGAAGCCUUUAAGGUCUACGUAUUUUUGAAGGAAUUGAACGACAUUACGAUGAAAAUGGUAAAAAGGAACUCUUCAUUCCGGAUGGGAGGCACGAAAGACCUUGCCGAUCUCGAAUCGGUUAAUGCAGUCCUGUUAAAUUACAGUGAUGUGACCACUGCCCAUGGCAUCCCACGAAUCAUCACCUCGAAAUCAAUGACAUCGAGGUUCUUUUGGUCGUUCGCAACUCUUGUGGCACUGGCAGCUUUCUUGUGGCAAGGAAGUCUAUUGCUCCACGACUUUAGAGGACAUCCUUACACGACGCAGAUUGACGUGGUAACCCGGACAGAGCUACAGUUCCCUGCAGUCACUGUCUGCAAUAUGAACAAGAUGAGACGCUCUGCCCUGGUCAACACCCGCUUCGAGAGCUUGAUCCUAGCUGAUGGAGGGGCAACAGGUGGGGAUGCUGACUACUCCUGGUGGUUUGAAUGGUCAUCGGAAUGGUAUAGGAAAUAUGAGGAAGAGGAAAGUCAAGGACAAGAGGAAGGGGAGGUGAAAGCAGAAGGGGAAUUGGAGAAUGGGGAAGAAGAGAGGGAAUUGGGUUCUGCCAUUGUUACUGAAACAGUCACGCUAGAAGACAGUUUCAACAUUGCUGAAUUGACCAACACAACUUAUAUACCCAACGAGAGCCACGAAACUGUCAAACCUUCACAAGAUCAUCUAACGGAUGAGGAGACUACUCUAGAACCAUCCUUUGUGGAGACCGAAAUUCCUUCGUUUUUCGAGCCAGAAUCUUCAGGCACCGAACCUGAAGGACAACCGAUGAAGCGUCGUCGGAGAUCUUCUCUCCGUCUUAUACCUGACCCUGUCACAGGUGAACUGUCUCAAAGACCAACCGUCCGCCAAAAACGAGAAACUGAGGACACCAGUAUGGAAAACUUUAACGAGCGGUAUGACUGGUGGGAGGAUGAUUGGGAGGAUGAAGAUUUUGAUUACCAGGAAUACGAAUGGAAAGAUGUUGCAAAUGACAACGACUGGGAGGGUUUCUACAGACAAUCAACUGCAGAUGACUUCAGCGAUCUUCUGGAAGUCAUCAACCCAUCGAAGGAAGAACUGAAACUGUUGGGCCACCAGGCGGAAGACUUCAUACUUCAGUGUACCUUUGAUAGACGUCAAUGUAAUUACACGGAUUUUCGCCAAUUUCAAAACAAAUACUACGGUAACUGCUUUACUUUUAACCAAGUUGUUGGAAACAGCUCGGGAGCACGAUCAACUGGAAAGACUGGUGCACAGUACGGACUUCACCUAACCCUCUUUACUGAGCAGCCGGAAUACGUUGGGCUCUUCGCCCAAGAGGCCGGAGUUCGAGUCGCUGUUCAUCCGUCAAAUGUAUUCCCCUUCCCGGAGGAUGAUGGGGUUGUUGCGUCCACGGGACAAGUGACAGAUAUCGGCUUGAGACAGUCUUACUUCCAGCGGCUUCCAGAUCCCCAUGGAAACUGCACGGAUGGAACCAAGACUAACUUUACAUCCACGGAAUAUGCCUAUACAACUAGAGCAUGCAUCAAGUCUUGCAUUCAGCAGCAUCUAUUAGGCAGGUGUGACUGUGUUACAGAUAUAUUGAUGAAUGAUACACUUUGUAGCUCAAGAAACAGAUCUCAACAGGUAUGUCGACAGGCUAUAGAACAAUUCUUUCACGAGGGUGAGCUACCGUGUAACUGCCCUGUUGCUUGCAGGGAGACGCUCUUUGUGACGGCCGUGACGUCAUCACUCUGGCCUUCAGAACGUUAUGAGAGCCAUUUGAAAACUCGAUUGACCAAUGAAAAAGCUAAACGUAUUCUAGAGAACGUUGAACAAACAAGGAAAAAUCUAGCUCGAGUGAGGAUCUAUUUUGAAGAACUGAACUAUGAACAGAUGAUUCAGAAUCCGAAGUACACGAUCGAGAGCUUGCUCGGAGGUAUUGGGGGUCUUCUUGGACUCUACAUUGGGUUCUCUGUCAUCACUAUCUGCGAGGUCGGAGUCCUUGUCGUCGAUCUCGUAAAGUAUCUCUGUCGGAAGGCAUACAGUCACGAUAGAGUCAUUCCAGUGGAUUUUAAAUCCUGAUUCUAGAAUUCAUCCCAUUACCAAGAUUACUGAUUAAUUUACAACAAGACGAAAAUAAUCGUUAGGGAAAUCGUCAGGGAUAUAUUGGUCAUUGUAUCUGGAAUCAAUUGGAUCAUCUACGCACUCUCUACGAAAACUAUGUCAGCUUAUCAUCAAAAGAUAAAGGACUUGUCCAAAAGUCAAAAGAUAUCAUAUUUUGUGUCGCCGUUGACCCCGUUAAAGUUAAUGUUUUUCUUAUACAACCAAG